Candida tropicalis MYA-3404 is the source of this 2814-nucleotide messenger RNA. RefSeq names its product Ist2p (gene IST2). Gene Ontology annotation, cellular component: cortical endoplasmic reticulum. Gene Ontology annotation, molecular function: chloride channel activity. Bases 1 to 2814 code for a protein of 937 amino acids. NCBI's taxonomy places the organism in Eukaryota, Fungi, Ascomycota, Pichiomycetes, Serinales, Debaryomycetaceae. The record is from RefSeq and is a predicted model, not a curated record. Gene Ontology annotation, biological process: chloride transmembrane transport. The transcript has a single exon.
AUGACAUUACCAAUUCAGGAUUUAGAACCUGAUUUUUAUAUUGCUGUUGAUUAUCCAAUUGAUCAAGGUAAACCAACCAAUCAAGCAACCAAGAAUUUGGAGAAAUUGAUCGAUUUAUUAUACGAUAAAGGUUUCGCCGCUCAAAUUAGACAAGGUGAUUUGACUCAAUUAUUGGUCUUUGUUAAAUUAUCUUCUUAUAAAUUCUCUGAAGAAGCUGAAAAGGAUUUAAUUAAGAAUUAUGAAUUUGGUGUUACUGCAAAAGAUGACUUGUUUGCUUCAAAAUUAAGAAUUAUUUACAAUUAUUUAACUAACCCUGUUUCUUGCGAUGGUUGUGGUUUAACUCCUCAAUCUGGUGAAUGGCAAUUCAUCAAUAGCAUUGUUCCAAUCACUGAUGCUUUUCUUGAAACUACUUUUGUUGAAGAUUUGAAAACUAAUGUUUUAUCUCAACCUCCUUUAUCUACCAAUGAAAUAAAACAUACUUACGGUACUCAAAUUGCUCUUUAUUUUGAAUUUAUUAAACAUUACUCCUUUUGGUUGGUUUUAUUAUCCAUUUUGGGUUUGUUUUCUUAUGUUAGACAAAAUCAAAGAUUCCUGAUGGCUUACUCGAUAACUAAUUUGAUCUGGGGUGCCGUAUUCUUGAGUUCAUGGCAUAGAAGAGAACAACAUUUGGUUAAUUCUUGGGGUGUCCAAAAUUGUCAUUUAAUUGAAGACCACAACACCGAAUUGGCUAGAGUUAAUGAAAAAUACGAAGAAAAAUCAACUUAUUUCCAUUCAAACAAUUCAGAUGGUAUUAGAUUUUUCAAGCAAUUAGCUUUUAUUCCAAUUGCUUUAGGUUUCACUGCUGUUUUGGUUAGUUAUCAAUUGGCUUGUUUCUGUAUUGAAAUCUUCUUGACUGAUAUCUACAAUGGUCCAGGUAAAUCUUUGUUAACUUUAUUACCAACUGUCUUAAUCUCCGUUUUUGUUCCAAUUUUAACAAUUGUUUACAAUGCUGUUACUAAUAUUGUCAUUAAGUGGGAAAAUCAUGAUAAUGCCUACAGCAAAAACAAUUCCAUUUUAGUUAAAACAUUUGUAUUGAAUUUCUUAACUGGUUAUGUUCCGUUGAUUAUUACUUCUUUUAUCUAUUUACCAUUUGCUCACUUAGUUCAACCACAUUUAGGUGAUAUCAAAACCUCAAUUGCUUCCUAUGUUGGUGAAAACAGAUUUUAUUCCAAAUAUUUGUUACAAUUGAAAAACCAACAAGAAUUCCAAAUUAACCAAGGUAGAUUAAACAACCAAUUUUUCUACUUUAUUUUCACAAAUCAAGUCAUUCAAAUGAUCUUGAAAUAUGCCCUCCCAUUGAUUUUAAGAGCUGUCUUUAACUUUAUUGAUAAAGUUCAAAAGAAACCAACUUUGGACACUAAGAACGAUAACCCUGAUGAAGCUGUUUGGUUACAUAAUGUUAGAUUAUCCUUGAAAUUGCCAGAAUAUAAUGUUGAUGAUGAUUUCAGAGGAUUGGUUAUGCAAUUUGGUUACUUGGCUCUUUUCGGUCCAGUUUGGCCAUUAGCUUCUAUUGUUUGUAUUGUAUUCAACGUUAUUUUCUUUAAAUUGGACACAUUUAAGUUGUUGAAUGGUAAGUAUUUCAAACCACCUGUUCCAAAGAGAGUUGAUUCUAUUCAUCCAUGGAACUGGGCACUUUUCUUGUUGGCUUGGAUUGGUUCUAUUAUCUCACCAGUUGUUACUUCAUUCUACCGUCAUGGUACUGCUCCACCAAAGACUUUGGGUCAAUUUGCCUUUGACAAAGCUAGUAUCCAUGUUUCUUCCACUGUUGCUUUGGUUUUAUUGAUGUUUGCCUGUGAACAUGGAUUCUUGGUUUUGUCAUAUGCUUUGUACAAGUUAUCUUCUUUAUUCAAAAGUCAAAUCGAAUGGGAAAAUGAUUUUGUUGAUAAUGAUAUUAAAUUAAGACACGAUUAUUAUUCUGGUAAAGUCAAACCAACUUUCAAAGUUCAUCCUGAUGAAAGAUGGGAUAAAUUUACUGUUGCUUCUACUUUAGAUUUCUCCACUCCGAAAUCAAGUGUUCCUACCACUGAUGAAAAAUCUACUCCUGUUGAAACUAUUGGUGAAACUAACAAGGGAUACCUGACUUCUGCUGAGAAAUCUUCAACCACUGUUACUUCUCGUUCUGAUAAAUCAAAGAUUAUCGAAGAAAAAGAAGCCUUGUUGAAAGAAAAGGAAAAUGAAUUGAACGAAUUGGAAAAAUCUAGAAAAGAAUUGGAAAAUUUCAAAGACCCUACUGAUAAUGUGAUUACUUCUAAAUCAAGUGCGGAUGGUAAACCUGUUUUUAGUACUAUUGAUAACAAUACUCAUAUUUCAGAUAUUGAAAAGAAGACUGUUGAUGCUGCUGAAUCUGCUGUUGCAGCCACUACUGCUGCUACUGCCGCAGCUGUCACUGCCGCAGGUGCUACUAAUUCUUCUUCUUCUUCCACCACUGCUGCUCCUCCUACUGUUGACCCUCCAACAGUUCCAGCUGCCAAAUCAGUUGAUACACCAACCACUCUUGAUCCAGCUAAAGUUAGUACUCCUACUGAAGUUGCUUCAGUUAAUAGUAAGUCAUCUUCUUCUGUUAAGGCUCCUGCUAGUGUUGCUUCCUCUAAUGCCACUGGUAACUCACCAGCAAGAGGAUCUUCACUCAAAGACGGUGUUCAUAAAACUAAAAAGAAGGUUUCAGAUGUUGUUCAUUCAGUUGAAGAUAAUGCCGAUUAUAAGAAGUUUGUCAGUGAAGCAGAAAAGGAAGCCAAGAAAUCCAAAUCAGGACUUAAGAAAUUAUUCAAGAAGUAA